This is a messenger RNA of Kluyveromyces marxianus DMKU3-1042, 825 nucleotides long. It is a transcript of the gene YIP1, whose product is annotated as transporter YIP1. Lineage: Eukaryota; Fungi; Ascomycota; Saccharomycetes; Saccharomycetales; Saccharomycetaceae. The coding region runs from base 1 to 825 and encodes 274 amino acids. Gene Ontology annotation, biological process: vesicle fusion with Golgi apparatus; endoplasmic reticulum to Golgi vesicle-mediated transport. The record is from RefSeq and is a predicted model, not a curated record. The transcript has a single exon. Gene Ontology annotation, cellular component: membrane; trans-Golgi network.
AUGGCAUACUAUCAGCCCUCCGUUCCGGCGGUUAACCCAAACAAUAAUGCCAAUGGAAACAAUGGAUUUUUCCAACCAUCACAACAGUACUCAUUCCCACAGGGGUCCAUGGCCUUCGGUAACGACGCUCAGGGAUCCGGUAUGGACUUUUCUGGUGGAAAGUCUAAUGGAACACCAGCGAACUUCUCCAAUGAACAGUUGAAGCCCGGGCUAUUUAAUGCGUUAUCCACCAGUGGAUACUCAUAUGAACCCACUUUGUUAGAAGAAUUGGGUAUCAACUUCGAUCACAUCAUUGCCAAGACCAAGUUUGUGCUUGUGCCAUUUUCAUAUCAGGGCUUAUCCAGAGAGAUUCAAGACGACUCUGAUUUGGCCGGACCUAUAAUAUUUUGGUUGCUCUUCGGUAUCUUGUUGCUUACCGCAGGGAAAGUGCAUUUCGGUUACAUCUAUGGAGUUGCCUUGUUUGGCUCGAUAUCCCUUCAUACGCUUCUAAAGUACAUGAGUGAUGGAGCACACCAAAAUCAGCAGCAAUUGCAAUCGCAACCGGGUUCGUCGCCUAAUGUAACCAGCAGCAUCUCAUACCUAAGAAGUGCCUCGAUUCUAGGAUAUGCCUUCUUGCCAUUAUGUUUCCUGGCGCUAAUUGGCAUUUUCGUGGGUCUAAAUAACACAUUCGGUUACAUCAUGGGUAUUCUAACGGUUAUGUGGUCUACGUGGUCAUCUUCUGGUCUUUUCACUGUUUCCUUAGAUCUUCACAACGUCAGAAUUCUAAUAGCAUACCCAUUGUUGAUUUUCUACAGUGUAUUCGCACUUAUGGCCAUCUUUGUUUGA